This is a messenger RNA of Penicillium malachiteum, 1212 nucleotides long. RefSeq lists its product as uncharacterized. Bases 1 to 1212 code for a protein of 403 amino acids. Lineage: Eukaryota; Fungi; Ascomycota; Eurotiomycetes; Eurotiales; Aspergillaceae. The record is from RefSeq and is a predicted model, not a curated record. Gene Ontology annotation, molecular function: O-methyltransferase activity. The transcript has 4 exons.
AUGGACUCGGACAUCACCAACUUGAUUAAGCAUGCCAAUGCUGUGGCUGAUACACUGCCAAUGGGGGAUCUGGCAGACUCCGAGCGUCGACAAUUACUACAAGCCUGUGAUAGGCUCAAGACAAAGCUUGAGACUCCAUUUGACACUGUCGCUCGUCUAGCCUUCUCACCUCACCAAGCGAUUGCCCUGAGACUAGGUGUCAAUCUGAAAUUAUUCGAUGUGAUAGCCGCAAAAGCGGGUCAUUCUAACGAGCUAGUCAGUCUUGAUGAGCUUGUAGAUGCUACAGGUGCGGAGGCGUCGAUUGUCGCACGUAUAAUGCGGUUCCUAGCUGCUAUGUCCGUGGUCGACGAAGUAGACCAAGGCUUAUAUGCUCCGACGCCAUUUUCGGCUGCACUGGUGUCCAGCUCGCCAUUGUCGGCAGGUCUCAUUCACAGCACGCACUUUCUCUCUGUUCUGGCAAAACUCCCCGAGUACUUCUUAACUAACGGUUGGAAGAGCCCCGACGAUGCCUUUAAUGGACCAUUCCAGUUCGCCAUCGACUCGCCUCACUACUUCGACUUUUUGAGCUCCAACCCAUAUUACGGACAAGCAUUCAAUACAACCAUGGCUAUGUCAUUUCGUAGACGAGGUCAAGAUUGGUUUGAGUUCUUCCCAGUCGCUGAUCGGCUGCAAGUGCCAAGUGAUGACGACCCUCUGAUUGUGGACAUUGGCGGCAGCCAAGGUGAAGACCUCAAGAAAUUCAAGGCCCAGUUUCCUGCCCUAUCAGGCAAACUCAUUCUGCAAGACUUACCCGCAGUAGUGCAGGGUGCGCAGGACCUUCCUGCAGGGAUCAAAGUCCAAAAACAUGAUUUUUUCCAUGAACAGCCAGUGAAGAAUGCCAAGGUCUACUUUAUGCGGACUGUCCUGCAUGACUGGCCGGACAAGCAGGCAGCACAAAUUUUGGGGCGAGUUCGGGAGGCAAUGGGCCCUGAUUCUAUUCUGUUGAUCAGUGAAUUCAUGCUUCCGGAAUCGGGUGUGUUGUUGUCGUCUGUUCUGUCGGAUAUGCAGAUGAUGGGUUCCUUUGCUUCCCUGGAGCGUACCGAGGCACAGUGGAGGGGGCUACUUGAGAAGGCGGGGUUCGAAUUGGUUCAUACGUGGUUGCCGGAUGAAUGCGAUAGAAGUGCACAAUCCUUAGCAGACCAGCCGGCAUUAUUCGAAGCUCGAAGGAUUUGA